Maudiozyma barnettii is the source of this 2262-nucleotide messenger RNA. It is a transcript of the gene GCN20, whose product is annotated as putative AAA family ATPase GCN20. Gene Ontology annotation, molecular function: ATP hydrolysis activity; ATP binding. Lineage: Eukaryota; Fungi; Ascomycota; Saccharomycetes; Saccharomycetales; Saccharomycetaceae. Bases 1 to 2262 code for a protein of 753 amino acids. The record is from RefSeq and is a predicted model, not a curated record. The transcript has a single exon.
AUGUCAUCUAUUGGUGCCCAAGUUAGAAAGGUGUCGACAGCUGUCGAUCCAAUUGUCACCGACUAUGCAGUUGGUUACUUCAAUCAUUUAUCAAAGGUUACUUAUGAUGCUGUUCAAAGUAAGCAAUUAGAUUUACUUAUGGAAGUGGAGUUUGUUAGUACCUUAUUGGUUGAUGCUGGUGCUAAGAAAGAUAAUAUUGACACUUUGGCUAAAAAUAUUCUUGAUCAAUUAAGCAUUCAAUUGAAAGAAAAUCAAGCCAAAAUGGAGAUCACUGGUGAUACUUCUAAGAGAUUAUUAGAUGUUAACAUUCUUAAGAGCCAUAACGAGAAAGAAAAUAUCAAUGCCUCUUUGAAUGGACUGGGUGUUAAUGGUUCGGAUAUUGAACACACUGGUAGAAAGAUGGAAACCAGAGUCGAUUUAAAGAAAUUAGCUAAAGCUGAACAAAAAAUUGCUAAGAAAGUUGCCAAGAGAAAUAAUAAAUUUGUUCAAUAUGAGGCUUCUAAAUUGAUUGAUGAACAACAGAACGAUGAUUAUGAUUCUUUCUUCUUAAAGAUUAACCCAUUGGAAUUCGGUUCUGCAGCAGGUAAAUCUAAGGAUAUUAAGCUUGAUCGUUUCGAUUUGUAUGUUGGUGAUGGUCAAAGAAUUCUAUCUGAUGCUCAAUUGACUUUAAGUUUUGGUCAUAGAUAUGGUCUUGUAGGUCAAAAUGGUAUCGGUAAAUCUACUCUAUUGAGAGCAUUAUCUAGAAGAGAACUAAACGUUCCAAAGCAUAUUUCGAUUUUGCAUGUUGAGCAAGAAUUAAGAGGUGAUGAAACUCUGGCAUUACAAAGUGUUUUGGAUGCAGAUGUGUGGAGAAAACAAUUAAUUAGUGAGGAGGCUAAAAUUAAUGAAAGAUUAAAGGAAAUUGAAUCUCUUAGAGGAGAAUUUGAGCCUGAAAGUUUAGAAAUAAAGAAAUUAGACAAUGAGCGUGAAGAUUUGGAAAACCAUUUAUUACAAAUUGAUGAAAAAUUAGUUGAAAUGGAAUCUGAUAAAGCUGAAGCUAGAGCUGCCUCUAUUUUGUAUGGGUUGGGUUUCAGUACUGAAGCUCAACAAAAGCCAACAAAUUCGUUCUCCGGUGGUUGGAGAAUGAGAUUAUCAUUGGCUAGAGCCUUGUUCUGUGAACCUGAUUUGUUAUUACUGGAUGAACCUUCAAAUAUGUUGGAUGUUCCAUCUAUUGCCUACCUAUCUGAAUAUCUAAAAACUUAUCCAUCUACUGUUCUAACUGUUUCUCACGAUCGAGCAUUCUUGAACGAAGUCGCCACUGAUAUUAUCUAUCAACAUAAUGAAAGACUUGAUUACUACAGAGGUCAAAACUUUGAUUCCUUCUACACUACCAAGGAAGAACGUAAUAAAACUGCUCAAAAAGAAUAUGAAAAUCAAAUGGCAUACAGAAAGCAUUUACAAGAAUUUAUUGAUAAAUAUAGAUACAAUGCUGCUAAAUCUCAAGAAGCUCAGUCUAGAAUUAAGAAACUAGAGAAAUUACCUGUGCUGGAACCACCAGAACAAGAAAAAACAAUUAAUUUCCAUUUUCCAGAUUGUGAGAAAUUGUCUCCUCCUAUUAUUCAAUUACAAGAUGUUUCGUUUGGUUACGAUGAAAAGAGUUUAUUAUUAAAGGAUGUUAAUCUCGAUGUUCAAAUGGACUCUAGAAUUGCAUUGGUUGGUGCCAACGGUUGUGGUAAGACCACUCUAUUGAAGGUGAUGAUGGAACAACUGAGACCAAUAAAGGGUUUCGUAUCCAGAAACGGAAGAUUAAGAAUAGGUUACUUCACCCAACAUCAUGUCGAUUCCAUGGAUUUGAAUAGUUCUGCUGUUGACUGGAUGUCUCAGAAAUACCCAGGUAAAACUGAUGAAGAAUAUAGACGUCAUCUUGGUUCUUUUGGUAUUACAGGUACCUUAGGUUUGCAAAAAAUGCAACUAUUGUCAGGUGGUCAGAAAUCUCGUGUUGCAUUUGCAGCUUUAUGUUUGAAUAACCCUCAUAUAUUGGUUCUGGACGAACCUUCCAAUCACUUGGAUACUACCGGUUUGGAGGCAUUAGUAGAUGCUUUGAAGAACUUUACUGGUGGUGUUCUAAUGGUUUCGCAUGAUAUUUCUAUUAUCGAUAAUGUCUGUAAAGAAAUCUGGGUAUCUGAAAAUGGUACUGUGAAUAGAUUCAGUGGUACCAUUUACGAUUACAGAGACUAUAUUAUUUCAUCUGCAAAUGAAGCUGGUGUUGUCAAAAAGCAUUAG